Molecule: messenger RNA, 822 nt
Organism: Theileria equi strain WA
Lineage: Eukaryota; Apicomplexa; Aconoidasida; Piroplasmida; Theileriidae
Exons: 4
Coding region: 1-822 (273 amino acids)
Source: RefSeq, a predicted model, not a curated record
AUGACAACGAAUAAUAUCGUUAGGAUAACAAUACCUAUUGAAAAUCAGGCUACCAUUGCCAGCUCAGAGCAAAAUUUUGAAAGUGCCGAUUUUUAUGCUCAGAAAGUUUUGGUUCUUAAUCUAAUUACGAGUAUAACUUCUGAUAUUCGUGAGCGUGAUAAACUAAAACGGGAUAAAAAAUCACAUCCCAUGGCACAUAUUAAGCUGUCUAGUAAAUUAGAAUCACAAAUUUGCUUGGCUUAUGAUCAAUUAGAUAUUUUAAAGAAUAUAUUAACUAAAAUUCAAGGAUCAAAGAGAUACCGUAAGAAGUACAGUGAUAGUGAAAUAAAUGGAUUUAAUGAUACAAUAAAAAAUUUGGAGGACCAAGUUUCAACUUGUGAAUCUUCGGUUAGAUACAAAUCUGUGGCAUCCACUAAGAGAAAUAAAGUCGAGUUGGACCUUGUAGGUCCAACAGUAAACAGAGAAUCUCUAACCGCUGAGGAGCAGAGUUACGCCGUAGAAUCCAUUAAGAAAUGGAGGGAGAGAGAUGAAGGAUUUGAUCGACAACUACACGAAAUCGGGGAAGCCGUGGAUAGAAUAGGGGAGGUUGCAUCUCAAAUCGGCGAGAAGGCCAUGGAGCAAGCUAAGAGCGCAAUAGACACUGUUUCAAAGGUUCAAGAUACCACGAAUGAUAUUUCAGCUGUUUCUAUACGGAUAAGGAAAGUGCUAAAGAGACAACGUCUAAUGGAGUGCUACUUUAGAUUAAUCCUAGUGGUUACUCUGUUGACAUUGUUGGCAAUUUUCCUGUUUAUUUUAAUGAAGAUGAUAAAAUCAAAGAAAUAA